GCAAGAGCCCUUGCACAACCCGCAGACCUUGCCGUUCCUCAACAGCCCCAGCAGCAAGAGCCCUUGAACAGCCCGCAGACCCUGUCGUCCAGUCCCUGAUCACAGCUCCAAGAUGUCGCGAGGUCUCGUGCUUCUCAUCGUCGCCGCGGCAGCAGCGUCGGCGCAGGCCGCCCCUUCGGCUUGCUAUUCGGCGUUGGAUGAUGCCAACCGUGCUGUGUCAAACACGGCGGAGUCUGCUUGCUCGUCGCUGUUCACUGCUGAUAUUAUUGCGAAAUAUAAUGCAAACAAGAACUGCUCAUUCUUCGCUGUCCCGUACGACGUGGCUGCAUGCGAUCCAAUUAUUGCCAACAUCAAUAAGUGUGCACUGAAAGCAGUCAAACUUCUGAAGGCAAACAACACGUUCGACGACGCGGCCUUCAAAGCCACCACAUUGAAGAACAAAUGCAGCGCUGACGCGAAGUUCAAAGCCGCGUACCCAACGUGCAAGAACUCCACCAUGAAAUAUUUGAACCUCUUCCGACUAUUCCAAUGUCUCAUGAAUGCUGUAAGCCCCUGGAACAGGUGAUGUCAUGGACGGCUGAUGUCACGGAGAGACAUUGAAAUGAGCCAGAAGAAGACGAACUGAGCAUCAGAAGACUUUUCUUCUUCCGUGACCACUUCAUUUCCGUUUAGAUGGAUUGAUGACCAGAAUAUUGUAAUUUUUGCAAUUUUGAAUUAGGGAUUUUUUCGAUUACGUUUGUGGCUGCUUGUUUUAAUCUUUGGUUUACGGAUUUUUUACAAACAAGUUUCACUCUCUCUUCCCCAUACAAUAAAGAUUCAGGGAAAGAAUGAUAGGAUGCACUUACUAUACCUACAUUAUUGAACAAUUAUUAUUCGUUUAAAUACAUUAUUCACGAGUUAUAGCUGGCACACGCAGUUUCUGGGAUAUAAUCUAAAUCUAUAAUGUAACAAUACAAUAAAUGAUUUGAAUGCAAA
This is a messenger RNA of Hyalella azteca, 975 nucleotides long. RefSeq lists its product as uncharacterized. The record is from RefSeq and is a predicted model, not a curated record. The transcript has 5 exons. NCBI's taxonomy places the organism in Eukaryota, Metazoa, Arthropoda, Malacostraca, Amphipoda, Hyalellidae. The coding region runs from base 113 to 565 and encodes 150 amino acids.